This is a messenger RNA of Betta splendens (Siamese fighting fish), 6687 nucleotides long. It is a transcript of the gene abcc1, whose product is annotated as ATP-binding cassette, sub-family C (CFTR/MRP), member 1. NCBI's taxonomy places the organism in Eukaryota, Metazoa, Chordata, Actinopteri, Anabantiformes, Osphronemidae. Gene Ontology annotation, cellular component: basolateral plasma membrane. Gene Ontology annotation, biological process: xenobiotic transport; glutathione transmembrane transport. Bases 172 to 4698 code for a protein of 1508 amino acids. Gene Ontology annotation, molecular function: glutathione transmembrane transporter activity; ATP hydrolysis activity; ATP binding. The transcript has 31 exons. The record is from RefSeq and is a predicted model, not a curated record.
UACAACAACACAUGCGCCCAUAUAAAAAGUCAGUAGGGGGCAGUAGAGUAUGUUUAAUGUUUGAAACCGCCCAAAAACACCGUAGAAGAAGAAGAAGGACGCGAUCUUCCACUUAACGUAACGUUACGAAACCCACCUUCGGUAAUCAAUAUUUCCAUUGCACUACGGCGAAUGGGGUUUAAUAAGUUUUGUAGUGUGGACAGUUCCGAUCCGUUCUGGGAUUGGAACCGUACCUGGAACACCUCAAGCCCAGACUUCACCCAGUGUUUUCAGAACACUGUGCUUGUGUGGCUACCAUGCCUCUACCUCUGGAUAUGUGGCCCAGUCUACCUCAUGUUCCUCCGCAGCCACAACCGGGGUUACAUAUGCAUGAGCCUCCUCAACAAAGCUAAAACUGCUGUUGGCCUUCUGCUGUGGAUAGUCUGCUGGUCAGAUGUUUUUUAUUCUUUCUGGGAAAGAAAUCAUGGCAGCAGUGUGCUUGCACCAGUCCUGCUGAUCAGCCCAACCCUGCUGGGCCUCACCAUGCUGCUUGCCACUUUAAUAAUCCAGUACGAACGCAUGAAAGGGGUUCAGUCAUCUGGAGUGAUGUUGCUGUUCUGGCUGCUGGCGCUGCUGUGUGCUGCCGUCACCUUCAGAUCCAAGAUUCUGCAGGCCCUGGAACAGCCAUCGACAGUGUCUGUGUGGAGGUACACCACCUUCUAUAUCUACUUCACUCUGCUGUUGGUUGCACUAUUCUUAUCCUGCCUGCCAGACCAGGCAGCUCUCUUUUCCCAGGCGGUUAAAGACCCGAACCCCUGCCCUGAACUUGGAGCUUCUUUUCUCUCCAAAAUAACCUUCUGGUGGAUCUCCAGGAUGUUGUUGAUAGGCUACAAGCGCCCCUUGGAGGAGAAGGACCUUUGGUCUCUGAACAGUGAUGAUCGCUCUCAUAAAGUAGUUCCACAUCUGGUGCAAUCUUGGAACAAACAGUGUCAGAAGGUGAAACGGACACAUGAGAAAACUUUGUACUCCCCCCGACAAGUUCCUAACAGUGACACCAAAGAGGGUCGAACUGUUGAAGAAUCAGAAAUCUUGCUUGUGAAGUCACCUCAGAAAACCAAAGAAGCGUCUUUGUUGUGGGCGCUGUGUCUGACAUUCGGGCCAUACUUCCUCAUUUCCUGUCUCUAUAAGUUCAUCCAGGACAUCCUCAUGUUCGUUGGGCCUGAGAUCCUCAGGCUGCUGAUCAGCUUUGUCAACGACUCCAGCGCCCCCUCCUGGCAGGGCUUCUUCUACACUGCUCUGCUCUUCGUGUCCACCUGCGUACAGUCGGUCAUUCUGCAGAAGUACUUUCACGUCUGCUUCGUCACAGGCAUGCGUCUGCGCACUGCCAUCAUCGGAGCUGUCUACAGGAAGGCCUUGGUUAUAAGCAACGCAGCACGCCGCACCUCUACUGUGGGAGAGAUUGUGAACCUGAUGUCUGUGGACGCUCAGCGCUUCAUGGACCUCAUCACCUAUAUCAACAUGAUAUGGUCUGCCCCUCUCCAAGUGGUGCUGGCCCUCUACUUUCUAUGGCAGAAUCUGGGUCCGUCUGUGCUGGCUGGAGUGGCUGUCAUGGUUCUGUUGGUUCCUGUUAAUGCUGUCAUUGCCAUGAAAACUAAAACCUACCAGGUGGCUCAGAUGAAGAGUAAGGACAGUCGCAUUAAGCUGAUGAACGAGAUGCUGAACGGCAUCAAAGUCCUAAAGCUGUACGCCUGGGAGCUGGCCUUCAAGGACAAGGUGGCAGGAAUCCGUGAGAGUGAGCUGCUGGUCUUGAAGAGGGCUGCCUAUCUGGGUGCGGUAUCUACCUUCACCUGGGUCUGUGCGCCUUUUCUGGUCGCCUUGUCCACUUUCGCUGUGUACGUAUUGAUUGACGAACAUAAUGUGCUUGAUGCACAGAAGGCAUUUGUGUCCCUGGCCCUGUUCAACAUCCUGCGUUUCCCCCUCAAUAUGUUGCCAAUGGUCAUCAGUAGCAUGGUUCAGGCCAGUGUGUCUUUGAAGCGGCUAAGAGUGUUUCUGUCCCACGAGGAGCUUCAGGAGGACAGCGUGGAGCACAAAUCAGUAGCAGGCUCGCCAUACAGUAUCUCCAUAGUGGAUGGAGCUUUUGGCUGGUCCAGAACUGAAUCUCCAACACUCCAGAGACUGAAUGUGUGCAUCCCAGAAGGCUCCCUGGUGGCUGUAGUGGGACAUGUGGGUUCAGGAAAGUCCUCGCUGCUGUCGGCCCUACUUGGAGAGAUGGACAAGUUGGAAGGGACUGUGACUGUGAAGGGUUCCGUGGCCUACGUUCCUCAGCAGGCCUGGAUUCAGAAUUCCACUCUGAAAGGCAACAUCAUAUUUGGUCAGGAGAGAAAAGAGACCUGGUAUCAGCGUGUGGUGGAAGCAUGUGCCCUUCAGCCUGACCUGGAGAUCCUUCCUGCUGGAGAUGAGACUGAAAUUGGAGAGAAGGGAGUGAAUCUGUCUGGGGGUCAGAAGCAGAGGGUCAGCCUGGCCAGAGCUGUUUACUGUGACCGCGCGGUUUACCUGCUGGAUGACCCUCUGUCCGCCGUGGAUGCUCAUGUAGGAAAACACAUCUUUGAUCAUGUCAUCGGUCCACAGGGAUUGCUCAAGGACAAGACGCGUGUGCUCGUGACCCAUGGACUGAGCUACCUUCCCCAGGCUGACCUGAUCUUGGUAAUGGUGGAGGGAGAGAUUACAGAGAUGGGCUCCUACCAGCAACUCAUGGCCACAGAGGGAGCCUUCUCUGAGUUCCUGCGAACAUAUGCCACGGUCGACAACGCCCAGAAUGAUGAUUCUCCAGGAACAAAAGGACUGGAGAACGGCAGCGCUACUCCUCUAACUGACAAUAUUUCAGGCAUCAACAGUGUGACCAAAAAAUCUCAGGUAGACAAGGAGCAGAACAAGAAGGCCAAAGACCCUAAUGUGGGCAAACUGACCGAGGCGGACAAGGCCAGCACAGGAAAGGUCAAGCUGUCUGUGUUCUGGGCCUAUCUGAAGGCGAUCGGAGUGAUUCUGUCCUGCAUCAGUCUGCUGCUGUUCUUCACUCAUCACGGACUCUCCCUGUUUUCCAACUACUGGCUGAGCCUUUGGACUGACGACCCUGUGGUUAAUGGCACUCAACCCAGCAGAAACAUGAGACUAGGAGUGUACGGUGCCCUUGGCCUUUCACAGGGUGUGGCUGUCUUUGGCUUCUCUCUCUCCAUGUCGAUUGGGGGCAUCCUGGCAUCCCGCUACCUCCACCAGUCCAUGCUCUAUGAUGUCCUGCGCUCGCCAAUGUCCUUCUUUGAACGAACCCCAAGUGGAAAUUUGGUCAACCGCUUCUCUAAGGAGAUCGACACAAUUGACACAGUCAUCCCUCAGAUCUUUAAGAUGUUUUUGGGCUCUAUGUUCAAUGUGUUAGGUGCUUGUGUUGUCAUCCUGAUUGCUACACCUAUGGUAGCUGUUGUCAUUCCUUUCCUUGGCCUGCUCUACUUCUUUGUGCAGAGGUUUUAUGUGGCAUCGUCUCGCCAGCUGAAACGCCUGGAGUCGGUUAGCCGGUCACCAAUCUACACCCACUUCAAUGAAACCCUGCUGGGCACCUCUGUCAUCCGAGCCUUUGGUGAACAGGAGCGCUUCAUCAAUGAGAGCGACUAUCGUGUGGACCAUAAUCAGAAGGCUUACUACCCCAGCAUUGUAGCAAACAGGUGGCUAGCAAUUCGCCUGGAGUUUGUAGGAAACUGCAUAGUGUCAUUUGCUGCUUUGUUUGCCGUCAUCGCCAGAGAGAACCUAAGCCCAGGCAUAAUGGGCCUGUCAAUCUCCUACGCCCUGCAGUUGACCACCUCUUUGACCUGGCUGGUGAGGAUGUCCUCGGACAUGGAGACCAACAUUGUGGCUGUCGAGAAAGUGAAAGAGUACAGUGAUACAGAGAAGGAGGCAGAGUGGAAACACGAGUCCUCCAGCCUCCCUUCAGGAUGGCCCACUGAAGGAUGCAUAGAACUCAAAGGUUUUGGUCUGCGGUACCGCCAGGAUCUGGACCUUGCCAUUCGCAACAUUAACAUCAGUAUUAGUGGCGGGGAGAAGGUGGGGAUUGUUGGACGCACUGGAGCAGGGAAGUCAUCGCUAACACUUGGAUUGUUCCGAAUCAUUGAGCGAGCUGAAGGCCACAUCUUCAUUGAUGGUGUGGACAUUGCCCAGUUGGGCCUUCAUGAACUUCGCUCCAGAAUCACCAUCAUUCCACAGGACCCAGUGGUGUUCUCGGGCUCGCUGAGGAUGAACCUGGAUCCUUUUGACAGCUAUUCUGAUGAGGAGGUGUGGAGGGCUCUGGAGUUUUCACAUCUUAAGAACUUCAUAUCAAACCUUCCUGACAAACUCAACUACGAGUGCAGUGAAGGAGGAGAGAACCUCAGUGUUGGCCAGCGACAGCUGCUUUGUUUAGCUAGAGCUCUGCUGAGGAAGACCAAGAUCCUGGUUCUGGACGAGGCUACGGCAGCUGUGGACAUGGAGACAGACAACCUCAUACAGUCCACCAUCCGCUCCCAGUUUGAGGAUUGCACCGUCCUGACAAUAGCUCAUCGCCUUAACACCAUCAUGGACUACACCAGGGUCCUGGUCUUGGAAAAGGGAGAAAUAGCAGAAUUUGACUCCCCCAGUAAUCUCGUCGACCAAAGAGGAGCCUUUUACAAGAUGGCCAAAGAUGCUGGGCUGGUCUGAAGUGAGGCGCUUCCCUUCCUUUGACUACAAGACCCUGAGGGUUCAGAGCUGCAGGUGGUGAGAGAAAAAAAGUACGCUUUUUACAAAUUUGAGUGUAUGUAUAUUUACACUCUCACUGAGGACAAAAACGACCAAUGUAUGUUCGUCAUUGCCAAAUACUGCAUUUGAAUAGAACAGUCAUUCUUAAGUGCAUUAAAACAAGAGCAAUGCUCUAUGAAGAAUGUUAUGAGGCAUUGCAUCUGGACCGUUUGAUUGUUGAUUGUGUCCAGACAGGACCGCAUAGAGUUAUGUGGGUAUUCACUCAGCUGUAGUCACUUCAUUGUGUUGGUUUUUCUUCGCACAUAAAACUCAAAAUAUUCUGCAGUUGUACACUGAGAGCUGAGUGAAUCUGCAGCCUGUAUGCCAUGAAAACAUCCAAAAAGACAUAAAGCAUCACCAUCCACUCUGUAGGUCAGAGUAAGCUUCAUGUGGCUGGGACACAGCUCAUAUUUGACUUGUCUAGCUACCAACUCUAAAGUAUGGUACAUUUAUUUAUCUGUUUAUCUGUGUUAGAUUGAGUUCUGUUGAGAGUCCAGCAUCAUCAGGAUGAUUGAUUGGUCAAAAGCCUAUUUGCUGGUGAUGCCAUCAUCACUCUGUGACUUGUACCACUGCACAGCAACGCUUACAAACCACUGCAAUUCACAAACGGUGUGAGUCUGGAGGGUUGGCUGCACCUGCAGCACAUGUUGUAUUUAUCAUGUGUUUGUGUACAGCAGCAGCAUUUAAUUGUUGCAAUUGUCAGGGCCUCUUCUUGAAUAAUUAGUCUCUGGAGCUGAAUGGUUUUCAAUAAGUAAGUUAAAAAAACUAAACAUACCAGCAACCAGGUAUAUACAGAUUGUAACAUCAGGAAGUGAAUUUCUUUAAGGCUAUGAAAAUACUGAGUUAAGUAAUUCAUUGAUAAAUUAAGUGCAGCCAUUAUAUAAUUUGUUUUCUCAGGAACAGUGAUUUAACAGUGACUGCGUGAAAUAUUGUCUUAGUAGUGCACAAUAUCCAGAUAUACAUUUAAAAAUCUUUAGCGCACACAUCUUGUUUCACUAACUGAUUGCAGUUUUAUUUCAAUUCUUCAUAAUUGUCCAAUUAGCUAGAUGUUACAGUACUAGUUUACCAAAAUUGCUUAAGAGUCUCACUUGACUUGUUAAAGCAGUUUUUCAUAUUGAUCUGAGGCCGUUUUAUGUUUUUGAGUUGUUAUAUUUGUGUUGGCAGGUUUCUGUUACUUCUAUUGAACAAGCAUUGAUUUAGCACUUCAACGUGACAUGUGGAAUGGAAAAAUAUUUAUGCAAUACUAAAGAACUAAUAGAAAACAAGUUGUUUAUGUGAAAAUACAGUACUGUUCAUACAUUGUUAGUUUUGUAGGUGGUUAAUGUGCAGAUGCUGUGUGGGAUAGGGGUUACUCCUUUGUGAUGUUGAGGUUUUACAGAAGAUACUGGUUAAAUGUGGGCAAAAAAUGGAAGGAAAAGACACAAUUUGAUAAGAAGUUAGUAAUAGGAACAGCAUAAAGUCCUGUGAUUCAGUCAUGUGACUCUAAUCAUUCUAGGAAUUUCCAGUGUGCACAUAUUGUGACUUGCUCUGUGCAGGUUCAUUGCCCAAAUUUGAAUUUGUUACAAGUUAUAAAUGUGGCUCCACAUUUUUAGCAUCUCUUUACAUUCAUUUGGGGCCAAAAAAAGGUUUGGCUCUCUGCGAAAGCUCCUAGUACCUCAUAUAUUAUUAUUUUGUCUUGGUUGUUGUAGUUUUGGUGAGAAUUUUACAGAAAAGCUUUAUUGUCUUUCAGCUAUAUAUAUAUAUAUAUAUAUAUAUAUAUAUAUAUAUAUAUAUAUAUAUAUAUAGCCUGUGGAGAUUGAUUUAAGCCUGUUUGUGUUACAUGAGUCAAAUUACAAGGUAAAUAUUUAAUAUUUUAUGAAAGUAUUUCUUGGUUUGUAUUAUUGAAUUUGAAAUAAAAACAGUCAAUCCUCA